Rhopalosiphum padi (bird cherry-oat aphid) is the source of this 4956-nucleotide messenger RNA. Its product is annotated as zinc finger protein squeeze-like. The record is from RefSeq and is a predicted model, not a curated record. Gene Ontology annotation, molecular function: DNA-binding transcription factor activity, RNA polymerase II-specific; RNA polymerase II cis-regulatory region sequence-specific DNA binding. Gene Ontology annotation, cellular component: nucleus. Gene Ontology annotation, biological process: regulation of transcription by RNA polymerase II. NCBI's taxonomy places the organism in Eukaryota, Metazoa, Arthropoda, Insecta, Hemiptera, Aphididae. The coding region runs from base 848 to 2818 and encodes 656 amino acids. The transcript is spliced from 8 exons.
AAUCGCAUCGAACGCGCCGUCGCGUUCUUUUCCCGCGAGAUAACGGUACGCACCUCGCACGCCAACGGUGGUAUCGUGCCGUAGUCGUCGUCGAUCUCGAUCGUUCGGAGAACAACCGAAAUCUUCUGAAGGAUCCGUUUUUUUCUAACCCUUGGAAACCUGGGGGCGCGAAUCCAUGGACCGUGUGCGAUCGGAACGCGCGCGCCCUUCGAUCGCACGUUAUUAAAAUUAUAUAUAACGAUGACGAGAGGACCGCGGCGCGCGCGUCUCGAGAAAGUACAGGCGGCCGAUUUUUAUAAAAUAUUUCCGUACCGAUAAGUAGGUCUUGCGGCAUAUGAUAGUCACAUCCUGGUUCUUUAGAAUAAUACAAUUUUUUUUUUUCCAUUCCGUUCCUCCGCUCAUUAUACACGCGACUGGAUAGUAGAAAGUGAAAGCGUGUACGUACGGUUUGUACGACCGUCUACUAUAGUAAUAAUAAUAUAUAUUUUAUAUUUUUAUUAUUACAUUGCUGGCAAGCGAGUGUGUGUGUUUGUUUGCGAGAACUGUACGUACGCGUGUGCGUUUGGGCCCUGUUUGCCUGCGCGCGAUUUACCUUUCGUAAAAAACGCAUUCGUACGCGUGUACGUUUUUCGGGACGCGUUCGCGACAAAUUCGAGAAAAAUCUGUGGGACAGACAAGAGUAGAUUUUUACAGACGUCGGUCCGCGUCGACGUUUUUUUAAUGUUUUCGUUGUUUUCAGCGCCGCAUACGAAACGAACAGCGGUGUAGUAAUGAUACCGUUGUAGUAUUUUUAAGUACGAACCACAUCGGUAUUAUUACAUCCAGCCUAAAACAAAAAGAUUAAAGUAUGAAUACUGGAAGUUAUCCUACAUUUGUGACCGCUGCGCCGGCAACUUCAUUUAAUACCUGUUCAAGUGCAAACAUGACUCAAGUGAAUUCAGGAAACAAAUAUACAAAUGUUCAACAACAAACUGAUACAGCUAACACUAAUACAGUAGUUAAUACUUCUAAUACUAGUGGACAAGUUGUUGCACUAUUGAACAGUGAUGAAGCAGGUGUAACUUAUUUGAGGCCUCUGGAUUCAAAUGGUUUUGCUGUAAAUCUAGCAGGAGUUGGAUCAUCUAAUCAACAAGGACAAAUAUUUACUAUUCCCAUAACUGUUCCUGGUUCUAAGCCUGGAGAACAAAGCCAAACUAUACAAAUUCAAGUAGUUGGGCAAGGUGGUAUAUCUGGCGAUAAACUUUUGCCUGUUUUUGGUCCAGUAUUACAACUAGCAUAUAACCAACAACAAGACAAUGGAACCAUUCAACUUCAGUUGCAGCAAGAAGGUGAUGUUUCAAAUGACCAAAUACAUAACAACAACAAUGAUUCAAUGCAAUCGUCUGAUUUAUUACAAGACGUUCAAGAAGACCAAGAUAUGAUUCAAGAUGUCAAACCAGUAAUUAUCGAACAAAGCGGCACAGAUAGUAAUGGUUUACCAUUUCCAUUAGCAGUAGUGGUAAAUCAAGACAUGGUUGUGCGGCGUAAUCAGCAAGACAACAAACUAAUUGGCGAUCAAAAAGAUAAUCAGGCGGACAAACGAUUAAGAAUUCAAAAUGAACAAGAUCCAGCAAAUCAAUAUGUUAUGACUUACUCAUCUAAUUCAAAUAAUUCUGUUUCAUUGGCUGAUUAUAUUUCAAUGAAUCACGAUAAUAUACCUCUUGGACAUUUUUUAAAAUUUUCACCUGACAAUAAUAAAAGAGAUAGUAUGGAAUCAUCUGGUAACCAAGAUGAUGGCAAUAGUGAAAUGGUAGUUUACGAAGAUACCAAUAGUGGGGAAAAGGGUAAAAGAAAAAAAAAAUACAAAAAGAAACCACCAGCUGCUCGAAAACCACGACCUGGUCAAAUACAUAUUGCAACUGCCUUAGAUGGUACACUUCUAUUUUGUUGUCCAGAAUGUAGUAUGGCUUACCCCGAUAAAGAAAUGCUUGAACAACAUUUAGUUGCUCAUAAAAUAGAAAGGAGAUUUAUAUGUGACUUAUGUGGUGCUGGACUUAAACGAAAAGAACAUCUAGAACGACAUAAAUUAGGUCAUAAUCCAGAACGUCCAUUUGUUUGUAAUGUUUGUUGUAAAGGUUUCAAAAGAAAAGAGCAUUUAAAUUUACAUGCUGUGAUCCACUCUGGUGUAAAAACUGAAGUAUGUCAGGAUUGUGGUAAAGGUUUUUAUCGGCGAGACCAUUUAAGAAAACAUACUCAAAGUCAUAUUACUAAACGUUUAAAAGAAGAACAUGCAGCUCUUCAACAAAUGGCAGAACAAGUAACAGUAUCAGAUCGUCAAAAAAUGUCCGUCCCCGAGCUUAUCCAAAAUCAAAGUCAUUCAGGACCAAUCAUUAACUUGGCUCAUCAAGAAAUGAUAAUUGAUGCUGUUGCUAGUGGAAGACACGACAGCCCUACCCCUCCAAGUGAUCAUCAAAUUGUCAUCACCAAAGGCAACCAAAAACUUACUGAACAAGAGUUGAUUAUACUACAGCAGCAGCAACAGCAGAUUCAACAACAGCAGCAGCAGCAACAAUUACAACAACAACAACAGCAGCAACAACAACAACAACAACAACAACAGCAACAGCAACCAAAUAGUCCAAAUAUAGCCCAACAAGAAAUGAUCAUAGAGGCUGUAGGACAACAACAUCAUAGUCCAUCUCCACCACAUGUGGAACACCAUCAAGUCGUUAUUACUAAACUAGAACCAGCAGAAGAUUCAAGAGAAAAUGAUAGUAUUGUUUUGACUCAGUCUGAUGCUAGGGAAGCACUUGGUUUACUACACCAUCAAUCUCAAUGACCUAUACUUUCAAUUGCCAAGGUGACAAUUAAACAGGAGCCACCAUAAUAAUGCAAGUAUACUAUUGGUAAUCUAUAUUAAUCGUUUCCUAAAAGUCAUUUGAUCUAAAAUCAAUGUUAACAUAUAUAAUAUGAUACUAUUUUUAAAUUCUACCAAAAAUAACUUCCAUUAUUUUUUUUAACAAUUAUAUAGAAACAGAUGUGCUCAAUAUUGUAAAUAAUAAAAUUUACAUGGAUGACAUUGUUUUGCAUGAACAGCAAAUAGUUUUGUGAGUUUCAAUAUUUUAUUAAUACAAACAUAUUAUAUUUUAUUAUUUCUGACUGUCAAAAGUAAAUGUCAACUAAAAUUUUCCGUUAACCUAGCCUUUUCAUUAUAUUGACGCAUAAUAUUAUUUAAGAUCAUCAAGUUAUAAUAUUUUAUUUUACUAUAAUUAUAUCAUCAUAUUAUUAUUGAAUUUUGAAUACAUUUUGGUUAAAUAGAAGAUUGUGAGGAGAAAAGACUCAUUGCUUAUUUCAAGUAAAUAGGAUAAAACAAUAAAAAAAACCAAUCUUGCUCACCCUUCUUUAUUUGUUGAAGAUACAUAAUUCAUCCCAUUGACAAAAUUAAAACCUAAAAUAUAGAUUAAUCUGCAGUACUAAAAGCAGAAUAAUAGACGACAUAUUUUAUAUUUUUUUAAAUUUUAAAACAUUAAGGUAAUUAAAAAUUAUUAUAUAAAAACUGUAUAGUCUAUUUUAUUUAUAACGAAAUUGUAUAUUUCUAACUUUCAUUAUUAUUGAUGGAAAUAUUGUGUAAACAUGUUAUUUUUAUUUUUUACUAAACAUUUUAUUGUUUGUUAUAUUAUUAUUAAAAUAUUUAUGUCUAAAGUAUAAUAAUAAUAUAUUUUACUUUAUUAACAAAAACUUGAAUAUAAAUGUAGCAUGCUCUACAUUUAAAUUAAAUUAAAUUAUUUAUAACAAUAUGAUAUAUUUUUUAAUUUAUUGAACAGUUAAUGUGUACAUUUCCUAUUAAUGCUUGAUAGUUUCAUUUUUUUUUUAUGUUUUAUUAUAUUAUGACUUUUUUAACCACAUUCUUUAAUAGAAAAAUCGUACAUUAUCAAUACAAUUAGUUUUAUAUUAAAUAAUUGAUUUAAAAUGUGUUUGAUACUAUAAUUGACCAAAGUUUGGUAAAUUACAUAUAUUUUAUUACCAAAUAUAAUUAAAAGUUAAGUCUAUAAUUUUUUAAUAAAUUGUAAAUUAAUGCUUUUAAAAACAUCUAAUACUUUAUUUUUUUUUAAGUAAGCACUGUGAUACAAAAAAAACUAAAUUUAAUUUAUGUCUAUGGCUUUUCUGUAAUGUCUUAAAGAUAUCAGAUAUUAAUUAUGUGAUAAGUUGUAGUUUCCAUGCAUACAUAUAAUAUGUAUAUGUAUGUAUGUACUCAUGCAUAUUUAUAAACAAUGUACACUAUGAUUUUAGAAAUUUAGCAAUAAUAAUUUGAUUUGAGGGUAAAAUAAUACAAUGUUAGUUUAUGUAUGUUCACAAUAAGUUAAGUAAUUUUAAUGUAACCUAAGAAAUCCGUUAUUUUGUAUUAAGAUUAUUUUUUGUUUUUGUUAUGUUGUCAAUUAAAAUUGUCUAAACCAAAAAAAAAAUGUAAUUCACAUACUAGAUAAUAUGUUUAAUGUUCUAUAAUUUUAAAUGUGAACUAUGUGAUAAGUUACAGUGUAAAUAGAGGUGCAUAUCAUCAUCUAGAUCUUAAAAUGUUACAACAAAAAUGACAAUAUUUUUUUUACUUGAUAUGAAUUUUUAUACAGCUAUUUUUGUUAGCCAUAUGAAUGAGGACAAUUUCACAUAUUUUUUAGUUAAAAUUUCAGAAAAAUUGAAUGUUAUUAACUAAUAAUUACUAUCACUUUUAUAUUUAUGUUAACAUUUAUACUUAUGUGUAAGGAAUGUUUUGUAUUGUAUAAAUAUAAUACAUUAAUUUUGUUGGUUGUAUGGGCUAGGUUAAUUCAUUUUUAUUUAAUUCAGUUUACAUUAUAAUUUGUCUUAAUAUUUUUGGUUAAACGGUUUUAAAUAAUACAUGCAUUUAUUAUCAAUGAUUAACAACAUAUUUUUCUUUGUUUUAGUUUUACUUAUAAAAAUAAAUGCAUGUGAUUUGUGUAUUUA